GGCAGCGCCGGGCUCUGGUGAUGUCAUCAGCCCGCGACGCGUCUUCACAUGGCAGGUCUAGGACCACAGAGAUAAAAGCGUCCAGCUUACCAUGGCAACCAGGCAGUGGCACGGGGGCCAUUCCUCCCCCGUUCUGUGUGUGGGGGCCGCGGGGGGGCCCGAGGGCCUGCUGGCCUCUGGCUCCGAGGGGGGGCAGGUGACGGUGUGGUCCCAGGACGGGACCAUCCUGGGCAGCGUCGCCCUCGCCGGCGGGGACGACUGCACCGGCGUGGCCUUCUCCCCCGCCGGCCCCGGCCGUCUCUACGCCGCCCACGGCGAGACGGUCAGCGUCCUGGACCCCCGCAACCUCCGGGGGGUCGUCACGGCGAUCCCGGGCGCGGGCGAGGAGGAGAUCAACUGCGUGGCGGUGAGCGAGGACGGCGCGUUCGUGGCGGUGGCGGACGACUCCGGCGCGGUGCGGGUCCUGGACGCGGUCGGGGGGAGGGUCUGCCGGACGCUGCGCAGACACACCAACAUCUGCUCCUCGGUCGCCUUCAGGCCCAGGAGGGCCGGCAGCCUGCUGUCAGCCGGCCUGGACAUGCAGGUGAUCCUGUGGAGCCAGCAGAAGACACGCCCCCUCUGGACCCUCAGCCUGCAGGAGGUGGCGGAGGAGGCCGACGGCGGCCGCGAGCAGAGCGCCGACAAGCUCUUCAACCCGCCGCUGGCGCACUGCGUCUCGGUGGCCAGCUGCGGCAACGUGGUGGCGUGCGCGGCGGAGGACGGCGGCGUGCACCUGAUGCGCGUCGGCGCCGGCUCCAAGCUGGAGCAGCACGGCCUCUUCAAGGCCCACAGCCAGGGCGCCUCCCAGGCCCACUUCCUGGGCUUCCUGUCCCACCCCUACUGGCUCACCACCGGGGGGAACGACGGCCAGGUGCUCCUCUGGGACCUCAGCCGCAGCCCGGUCGUGGCCCCGGACGCGAACGCCAAACCCGGGGCACCGGCGGCCCACCACAGGAAGGCCAAAGCUCGGACGAAGGGGAGGGCGACGCCCAAGGGGAGGAGCCACAAGGCCCCGCCCCAAGGCGCAGCCGCCAAGGAGGUCGAGGAAGAGCCGCCGAAGGAGGAGGAAGAGGACGAAGAACCGGGAGCGACAGGAAACGCAGAUCAGGCGUCGAGCGCGGACGAGGUGCCGAAGUCCGGGCCGCGGCUCCAGUUCAGCCACGGAGACAAGGUGAACUGGGUUUGCCCCGUGCAACUGGGAGGAGAGCCCAGUCUGGUGGUGGCAGACCAGAGCUCCAGCCUCACCGUUUACUCCCUCUCUGGACUGUAGAGACAGUCCCUGUGAAGCAGCGACUACUGUACGGAG
Messenger RNA from Gadus morhua (Atlantic cod), 1345 nucleotides. It is a transcript of the gene wdr53, whose product is annotated as WD repeat domain 53. Gene Ontology annotation, molecular function: protein binding. The record is from RefSeq and is a predicted model, not a curated record. The transcript is spliced from 3 exons. Lineage: Eukaryota; Metazoa; Chordata; Actinopteri; Gadiformes; Gadidae. The coding region runs from base 92 to 1309 and encodes 405 amino acids.